ACAACAGACAAAAUGACACCCACCCACUCAUUCAGUCGCUCUGGUCAGGCCGCAGCCCCCUCCACCCACGACAAGCCCCAGUGUCGGGGCGCGUGAGCACCCACACGGGUCGAACUACCCAGACUGACCCUCUCAUCUUUCUGACUUCCUACCCUGAGGAGACAGCACAGCAGGAGACUCCACCCUGAGGGUCCUUCAGGACAGGGGCAGCCAUGUCACAGUUCUCAACCAUGACGACCAGGGAGAGGAAAAUGCAGGCGGCAGCAAUCUGCAGGGAGGUUCAGACUCUGGAAGAUGUGGAGAUGGAUCUUGGGAAGAAAGUGAGUGUGCCCAAGGACAUCAUGCUGGAUGAGCUGUCCUAUGCCUCGAACCGCGGCUCCCGUCUCUUCAAGAUGCGCCAGAAACGCUCUGAAAAAUACACGUUUGAAAGCAUCCAGAAUGCAAACAACAAGCAGCUCAAUAGCACAGUGGUUUCUCAAACUGAGAAUGCUCCGGACAGCCAAAGCGUUGAGAACAACUUGGGUGUCGACCAACCACCUCAAGUAUCAUCUGACUCGCCAGACACAAGGAUGGUGCCAAAUCCAGAGUGCAUCGCCCCUGGUUACGGGGGUCCUUUGAAAGACGUCCCUCCAGAGAAGUUCAACAGUACAGCUGUGCCAAAGUCCUACCACUCACCCUGGGAGCAGGCCAUCAUUAAUGACCCGGCCUUGGCUGACACUCUCCUCACAAGCAUGCCUGAACCUGCGCCUCGACCAGACCUACCAGGGUACAAGAGUUUUAACAGGGUGGCAACCCCGUUCGGUGGCUUCAGCAAGGCACCCAGACCUGCCCCCAUCAAGAGCCUCCAGCUGGAGCCGCUCCCGGACUACCCCGAGCUCCAGGCGAACGCAGCAGUAGAUCGACCCUCAUUCAACAGAGCCGCUCUGGGGUGGAUUUCAGCGGGUGGUCCAGCACCCCUCCCUACCAUUUCCCAUGAGCCUGUGCUCAUCCCUGAGUCAGACGACCUUUGAACCCGUAAUGAGGUCACACAGAGAUGCUGUCUACUUAGUUGUUGUGAUGGUGAGCGGGGGUAAUGUUUCAGUCGGGGUGAGAGAAAGCGUUCUGCUGGCUGUUGGUGGUUCAAGUUACCUUGUGCGAAGCAUCCUUGGUUCUCCAGGGGUGUUAACUUUUGCACUGCACUAAAAAAAUAAAUAAGUUAAUCAUCCUUUCCAGUGUGCAGAGAUGCCACAGGAAUAAAUGGAGUUUGUUGUAUAUUAAUGUGCAUAAGAGUAUUUUAUCUUGCAGACAAGUUUUUGCUCAAUAAAAUGACCUAGAAUUAA
Messenger RNA from Acanthopagrus latus (yellowfin seabream), 1319 nucleotides. Its product is annotated as myozenin-2-like. The transcript is spliced from 6 exons. Bases 213 to 1010 code for a protein of 265 amino acids. Gene Ontology annotation, cellular component: Z disc; actin cytoskeleton. The record is from RefSeq and is a predicted model, not a curated record. Gene Ontology annotation, molecular function: telethonin binding; actin binding; FATZ binding. NCBI's taxonomy places the organism in Eukaryota, Metazoa, Chordata, Actinopteri, Spariformes, Sparidae.